AGAGGCCCCUCCUCUUACAGACUCUUGCUGACCCCUAUGAGGACUUUAUGUACCAUCACCUCCAGUACUAUGGCUACUUUAAAGUGAUUAAGAAUUUGUUGAACGAGAACUGAGUUUCCCGCUUGCCAGACUCAGCGGGCACCCUCAGGACAAAGAGGCUUGCAACUUGGAGCUCCGCCCCACUCUGAGACCUGCCUCACUCGGGCUCCGCUAUCUUGGCAGCUCCUGCGUCUUUCUGCCUCCCACACCCUUUCUCGAAUCUCCUCACUCUCCCAUUUCCUCAGUAUAAAAUGGGAAUAAUUAUGCGUAUUUGGCUUACAUUGCCACCAGAAGGUCUGAAAACUGGGUUGUGUUCCUGGUGAAGAUCUGUGGUGGUCGGUUUGGAGAGUAGAGGUUUUGAUAUUGCCCUCGACUUAGAGGUGGUGAGCCAGCCUGCCGGCAACUUUAAUUAAACCGCCUGUUCUUAGGACAAAGAAGCAGUUUACCAAACUCGGCUACGCAGCAGCACCUUUGGAAGAAUACCCCUCGGCACCAGCUGCACGGCUCUUUCGGGGAAAGAGAGAAUUUGAUACCGGACACUUUGCAGAGGGAGAAGCUUCUAUGGCCUACCUGUUUACCUUCAGCUGGGCGCGCUCAGUUAGAAUCUGUUCCCUCAUGCUGACUUCUCCGCUUCUCCGGACCAGGCAGCUCAUUUACAAUGAGCUGGAUGACGUGAACCCACGUCUCCAAGAACCCCGAGAACUUUUUCCCUUCUUCUCCAGCAAGGGGCCGCUGCAGGCGCCACGGUGGCCAAUAGAGUGUGAGGUCAUCAAGGAGAGCAUUCGUCAUAUCGAGUGGGUUCCACCUCAGCCAGAAUAUUUCUAUCAAUCUACAGGAAAUGAAGAGGUACCAGAAAUUGUAGGAGAGGAAAAAGGCACAGUUGUCUAUCAGUUGGAUUCAGAAGGAUCCUAUUUCACCAGUUCCAGAGUGGGAGGCAAACGGGGCAUGAUCAAGGAACUUGCUGUGCCCCUGCAAGGGCCGGAAGAUCACACUCUGCUGUUUGAGUCACGGUUCGAGAGUGGGAAUCUGCAGAAAGCUGUCAGAGUCGGCACCUAUGAGUAUGAACUUACCUUGCGAACUGACCUUUACACAAACAAGCACACGCAGUGGUUUUAUUUUCGCGUUCAGAACACCAGGAAAGAUACCACCUACCGCUUCACCAUUGUGAACCUGCUGAAACCCAAGAGCCUUUAUACUGCAGGGAUGAAGCCACUCAUGUACUCCCAGCUGGAUGCCAGCACCUACAGCAUUGGCUGGAGGAGAGAGGGCAAUGAAAUCAAGUACUAUAAGAACAACGCGGAUGAUGGGCAGCAGCCCUUCUACUGCCUCACGUGGACCGUUCAGUUUCCACAUGACCAGGACACUUGCUUUUUUGCCCAUUUCUACCCAUACACGUACACUGAUUUGCAGUGCUACCUCCUGUCAGUGGCAAACAACCCCACCCAGUCUCAGUUCUGCAAGCUCCGAACUUUAUGCAGGAGCCUGGCAGGAAAUACUGUCUACCUGCUCACCAUCACCAACCCAUCCCGGUCCCCGCAGGAGGCGGCCGCAAAGAAAGCCGUGGUCUUGAGCGCCAGGGUCCACCCUGGGGAGAGCAAUGGCUCCUGGAUUAUGAACGGCUUUUUGGACUUCAUCCUUAGCGAUUCCCCAGAUGCCCAGCUCCUCAGAGAUAUCUUUGUCUUCAAGGUGGUUCCCAUGUUAAAUCCAGAUGGUGUGAUUGUGGGCAAUUACCGGUGUUCGCUGGCUGGAAGGGACUUGAACAGACGCUAUAAAACCAUCCUGAAGGAGUCUUUCCCCUGCGUUUGGUACACCAGGAACAUGAUCAAAAGACUUCUUGAGGAAAGAGAAGUCCUCUUGUAUUGUGAUUUCCAUGGCCACAGCCGUAAGAAUAAUAUCUUCCUGUAUGGCUGUAAUAACAACAAUCGCAAGUACUGGCUUCAUGAGCGAGUCUUUCCUUUAAUGUUAAGCAAAAAUGCACCAGAUAAGUUCUCUUUUCAUAGUUGUAAUUUUAAGGUCCAAAAGUGCAAAGAAGGAACGGGACGAGUUGUGAUGUGGCGCAUGGGAAUCCUGAACAGCUAUACCAUGGAGUCCACGUUUGGCGGGUCCACCCUGGGCAGUAAAAGAGACACUCAUUUUACCAUUGAGGAUCUGAAGUCCUUAGGUUAUCACGUCUGUGACACACUUCUGGAUUUCUGUGAUCCUGACCAAGCCAAGUUCACUCAAUGCCUAGCAGAACUGAAGGAGCUCUUACAACAGGAAAUCCACAAGAAAUUCAAUCAACUUGGACAAGAUAUGGAUUUAGAAGGAAAUUGGAGUGACAUCUCUUUGUCUGACAUUGAAUCCAGCACCAGCGGUUCUGACAGCUCCCUCUCAGAUGGUCUCCCUGUUCACCUACUGAACAUAGAAGAUGAGGUGAAUCAGAAGAAAUUUAAGAAGAAAAAGAAGAAGAUGCUUCAGACCAGGAAACAGCGAACUAAGCAGUAUCAGAAAAAUCAUCUGAUGCGGAAAUUCAAGUUAACAGAAGAUGCCCCAGAAAAGGCAGGAUUUACGUCUGCUCUGCAAAAGCAGCCAACCUUUUUCAAGAAUUCAGAGAAUUCCACUUCAAUGAUGAAACAUGAAAAACCAAAGUUGAAUGAGACACAGUUAAAUGGCAGAGACAAAGGCACCUGCCGGGACCCAUCAGUGACCACCCUGACUCUACUUAAGAAUCAAGAGAGAAUGCAGAGUAAGAAGCCAGGCUUUACAGUGUCAUGCUCUCCAAAGAAAAGUACAAACUGCAGCCAAGAGCCAGCCCCAGGUAUGAAGCCAAACUGGCCUAGGACUAUAUAUGCUGCCACAAAGACAGGCCGUGGUACCAUGGUGGCAUACCCAUCCUUACACAUAUACACAUACCCAUAGGUGCGCGUGUGCCACGCCAUGCAGGCAUGUGCCGGGGACGUUCUGGGCCAGACAGCCUUUGUGAGGCAGGGAGCAGUAGGACUCGGGACUGUCUGUGGUAUACUGUGUUGUGCACUCAUCAUGUGCUGACCCCACACUUUGUACUCAGACUCCGUCCCUGUCCCCACGAUGCACACCUCAUCAUUUCAGUUAUUUUUUUCAUAAAAUGAAAUGUUCUUAUAAUGUAUGGAAAAGCUUCCUCUAGCAGCAACCAAAGUGUGUGCUCAUGGAACUACAGCACAGAUAUACCGCAUUUUACCCAUAGCUACUCUCUCCAAAAUUAUAUGCAAAUCAACUUUAAAAGAUUGAACUCUUUUAAAAGUAUUUUGGGAGUAAGCUAUCCAAACAUGUCUUGUGUCAAAGCUUUCUGGUGAUGGAUGAUCAGUCAGACUGUUAGUAUACAAGUUUUGCUCCAAGUAAGGUAUUCCCACAGAGAGACAACAAUUCCUGUAUUAUCCAGAAUUUAAUGUUACAUAUAUUAUGUUC
This is a messenger RNA of Lepus europaeus (European hare), 3462 nucleotides long. RefSeq names its product AGBL carboxypeptidase 2 (gene AGBL2). Gene Ontology annotation, molecular function: zinc ion binding; metallocarboxypeptidase activity. The transcript has 16 exons. NCBI's taxonomy places the organism in Eukaryota, Metazoa, Chordata, Mammalia, Lagomorpha, Leporidae. The record is from RefSeq and is a predicted model, not a curated record. Bases 601 to 2937 code for a protein of 778 amino acids. Gene Ontology annotation, biological process: proteolysis.